AUUUAGACUUCUGUAAGAGUGGGCAGCUAAGGAGCCCAGACUACCACAUCCAUCAACAGCAGCAGCAGCAGCAUCAAGAGGAAGAGGAAGAGGUGCUGCGUACUGGACCGGCUGCCCACGAUCACAGUCGCGGUUAUUCUCUCGGCGUGAGCUCRGAUGUGGACACGGAGCCCGAGGUGGACCCCUCUCCCGCUCACGGCCUGCAGCACAUGUGGAUGCGUGGCCUGAAGUCGGAGCAGAGCUCGUGUCUCACAAGCCGUGCUAACUCUGCCCUUUCUCUGACUGACACCGAGCAUGACAGGAAGUCCGAGCCGGACAACGAGCUUCCCAGCAGUCCAGGUGGUCAGUUCACGUUCCGUCCGCUGCCCCCGCCUCCGCCGCCGCCCCACGCCUGCACCUGUGCCCGCCCGGCGCCGUACGCUCAGGUCAGCCUGCAGAGGAAGACCAUGCCAACGCGCUGCCAAAGCAGUCAGGGGGGUCAGGGGGCAGACAACAGCUCGAACACAGACCAGGGCCAGCUUCACAACAGCUGGGUGCUCAACAGCAACAUCCCCCUAGAGACCAGACAUUUCCUGUUCAAGCAGGGGUCUGGUUCGUCAGCGCUGCUGUCGGGGGCAGGGCAGGGAUACCCCCUGACCUCGGGGACAGUUUACUCCCCUCCACCGCGACCCCUCCCUCGUAGCAGUGUCACCAGGCCGCUUUUUACCUUCAACAAGCCCCACCGCUGCUGCAACUGGAAGUGCACAGCCCUGUCUGCGUCUCUGCUCACGCUCACGCUGGCCCUGCUGCUCACAUACGUCAUCGCGGUCCACCUGUUAGGUCUGACCUGGCAUCUGCGGCACGGUGAGAGCCAGCUGUACGAGAACGGCCUGAGCUCAGCAGACCAUCAACAGGAGGACCGCAGCAAACCCAGACCCACCAGCUCCAUCCACCUGCUGGACACACUCAACCCUGAAACCACGUACACGGGUGACAGAGAGAAGUGGGUGAGAGGCCGCGCCAUUGACCACGGCAAGAUCGACAUCGGGACGCAGCAGAGCCAGGCGAUCCCGCCGGGACUCUUCUGGAGGUUUCAAAUGACUGUGCACCAUCCGACCUACGUCAAGUUCAAUCUCUCGCUCUCACACAACGCACUGCUGGGGGUCUACGGACGCAGGAACAUCCCGCCCACGCACACUCAGUUCGACUUUGUGAAACUGCUGGAUGGGAAGGCCCUGCCCAGAUCCUUGACUGACCCCGUCUCGGCCGCCAAAGCUCCUAAAGGCCUGCUGCUGAGCGGCCUGCAAGAAACGGGCUUCAUCGAGUACAUGGACCCCGGCACCUGGCACCUCGCUCUCUACAACGAUGGACGCAACCUGGAGCAAGUGUUGCUCCACAGCAUGCCCAUAGACUCAAUGGAUGGCUGCUCCACAGACUGUAAUGGAAACGGAGAGUGUGUGGCCGGACACUGCCACUGCUUUGCCGGAUUCCUGGGUCCUGAUUGCGCCAAAGUGGACUGUGUGGACCCUCAGUGCGGCGGGCAUGGCGUGUGUGUACGAGGGGAGUGCGUGUGCUCAGCCGGAUGGACAGGCGUCAGCUGCGAUGACCCUCUGCCAGCCUGUCAGGAGCAGUGUUCGGGGCAUGGCACCUAUCUCCCAGAGUCAGACACUUGUGCCUGCCAGCCCAACUGGACCGGACCGGACUGCUACACUG
Austrofundulus limnaeus is the source of this 1692-nucleotide messenger RNA. RefSeq names its product teneurin-1. Gene Ontology annotation, cellular component: membrane; neuron projection. Gene Ontology annotation, molecular function: protein homodimerization activity; cell adhesion molecule binding; protein heterodimerization activity. Gene Ontology annotation, biological process: heterophilic cell-cell adhesion; neuron development; signal transduction. NCBI's taxonomy places the organism in Eukaryota, Metazoa, Chordata, Actinopteri, Cyprinodontiformes, Rivulidae. The record is from RefSeq and is a predicted model, not a curated record.